Messenger RNA from Abrus precatorius (Indian licorice), 1466 nucleotides. RefSeq names its product plastid division protein PDV1. Lineage: Eukaryota; Viridiplantae; Streptophyta; Magnoliopsida; Fabales; Fabaceae. Bases 118 to 936 code for a protein of 272 amino acids. Gene Ontology annotation, biological process: chloroplast fission. The transcript has 2 exons. The record is from RefSeq and is a predicted model, not a curated record.
GUGGGAGUGGAGGCACACUAAAUAUUAAUUAUUGCAGCAGUUUAGAAGUGUUGAAGGAUGGAGGGGUUUAAAUCUGUGGUGCUAUAACUUGGCUCCAUUUCAUUCGCCCCACCGAAAAUGAAAUGGAAUAUGCAGAUGGAAGAAAUCGAAGCGAUUCUUGAGAAAAUUUGGGAUCUUCACGACAAGCUCAGCGACGCUAUUCACUCCAUUUCUAGAUCCCACUUUCUCACUUCCGUCAAAACCCUCAAAAACUCUUCUCACAUUCACAACACUAACUCCGUCGAUGACCGUUCCGGUUUCGUCUUCGUCAAGGACUUUAGACCCGUCGACGACGAUGACGACUCUGCCGUUCGCGAAGCCAAGAGUCUCAAUGCCAUCAGAACCGCUCUCGAGAAUCUCGAAGACCAGCUUGAGUUCUUCCAUACUAUUCAAACUCAGCAGCGCGUUGAGAGAGAUGCUGCAAUUGCACGUCUAGAACAGAGCAGAAUUGUUCUUGCAAUGAGACUGGCAGAGCACCGUGGUAAAAAAUAUAAAGUCAUUGAAGAAGCUCUUGCUUUUGUUGGAAAUGUACAUGAUGCAAGCUGCCUUGUCGCACCUGAAAUUCUUUAUGGACAACCAAACGGUUCUGCUGAGAAUUUUGUGACUCAGAAAGCGAAGAGAUCUAAUAUCCGUAUCAAUGUUUUUGUCUCAAGUUUCAAUUUUGUGAAGAAAGCACUUGGAUUGGAUCAUAUGGGUGGAAUAGUGGGCAAUGCUGCUUUGGUUGCGGUUAGCAUGAUUGCUUUGCUUCAUUUACAUCAGGUAACCAAUCAUGAGCAUCCAUAUGGACAAGAAAAUAGAGUUCACAGCAACGCAACUGUGAGAAGAACAACUAAAUUGGGGGAUUCUUCAUCCAAUGCCCAUUCCAAUAAUUUGGAUGUAUUGUUAGCUAGAGGUUAGGAUUUUACCUCUAUCUUUAUGAUGAAAUGGGUGGGUUUUAUUUUUUUCUAUUAAGUGUUCUUUUUUCUUUUUUCCUUUUUGCUCUUUUGGUUCUCUUGGUCCUUUUUUCUUUUUCUUGGUUACAAAGGAGGCCUGAGCAGGACCUGGUUUGGGGAGGCUAGGAUAGGCUAAGGUUGAGCCAAAGCUACUUUAGUGAGAUUUGAUCCCUGAAUCAAUCAAUCUUCAAGGGGCAUAGUAGUUGUUCUGUUAAGGUGCAAAAUAUGUAGAUUCAGUUUGCUGGAUUCCCUAUUGAGUUGCAGAUGCUUGAGGUAUUACACUGAGCUGGAAAUUAACACGAGUGCUUCGUUUUCCUUCUAGAUAGUAUCAUAUGUGGUAGAUUGCUAGGUUUUUCUUUUUUGUCGGCUUUAGUUGACACAGUGUGACUGUGAGUGCCUUCCGCUUCAUUUUCCUUCGUUUCUCUUCCUUGUUACAUUCUGUUGUGUGAAUACUUUAUGUUGCAAUGAAGGAAAUAUAUUUGUGUUAUUACCUUU